This is a messenger RNA of Sphenostylis stenocarpa, 1557 nucleotides long. The record is from the annotation of a GenBank genome assembly. Lineage: Eukaryota; Viridiplantae; Streptophyta; Magnoliopsida; Fabales; Fabaceae.
AUGUUUUUUCUUCAAAAUUUGCAGAAUGUAUUUGAAAAGGAGACGCAGCUUAUCUUGGCCCAAAAGGAACUAAACAAAAUAAAGAAACAAGUGGAUAAUGCUGAGGCCGACAAAGCCAAAGCACUUUCUGACCUCGAGAGUGCCAAGGAGAUACUUAAGGAUUUGACAACCAGGCUAACAAACGUAAGAGAAUCCAAGCAAUCUGCAAUGGAAGCAGCUGAAGCCGUGAAAAACCAGGGCAAGCGAUUUGAAAAGACACUAUCCCUAAAAGCCGUGGGAUAUGAAGCUUGGAAGAAAGAACUAGAACAUGCAAGAAAAGAGUACAUCACCACUAUAACUGAACUAGAUUCUUCCAAGCAAGAACUCACCAAAAUAAGGCAGGAUUUUGAUGCAGUUAUGGGGGCUAAGCUGGCAGCAUUGCAAGCAGCAGGAGAGGCUCAACGUUCAGCAAUAUUAAACUCAGAAAGAAUCAGCGAACUUUCAAAUGAAAUUGCAACCAUGAAAGCAUCAAUUGAACAAUUGAAGCUCACCUCUGAACAAUCCCAUGAAGAAAGGGAAGCCCAACUUAUGAGUUAUUACAAAAAUGCCAAGGAAGAAGCACGAAGAAACUUGGAAUCCUUAAAGAAUGAAUAUGAUCCUGAACUCAUGCAAAGUCUAGACGUCAAACUUGUCCAAACAAAUGCGGAGAUUGAGGCUCUUCAAGAACAUAUUAAGAAGCUGCACGCUUCUAAGAUGGAUUCUGUGAGGCUUCUAACUUCAGAGCUUAAAGAAGCCACAAAAACACUUCAGGACAUUGCUGAGGAAAAGAACUCCCUUAAGAAAUUGGUAUUUUUUCUCAUGACAGAAUUGAAGCAAGUGAGAAAUGAGCAAAAUGGAGUGAAGGAGAAGGAACAUGCAACGGAAGCUCUUGCUGCUAGCCUCACCGUUGAACUGCAAGGAACAAUGGGAGAGACAAAACUUGCACCAGGCACUGUGGAGGACUUAGAAGCUGAUAUCUUCUAUAUACAAACUAAGAAAAUUCAGAAGCUACAAUUGGAGACGGAAGGUGCAAGAAGAGAAGCUGAAGAGAUAAGGAGAAAAGCUCAAGAGCUGAAGCGAGAAGCUGAAAAGUGCCGGGUUGUGGCAGAAGACGCGGAGCAAAAACUUGAGCUAGUUCUGGUGGAGGCUCAGGAGGCAAAAGCAGCUCACCAAAGAGCCGUUAAAGAGAUCAAGAUUUUAUCUGAAGUGGGUACAGUUCCGAACUCAAAAUUCAGUGGUAAGAUCAAGAUGUCAAGUGAAGAAUUUGAGGCAAUGAGAGCAAAGGCCAAGGAGUGUGAGGAAUUGGUUGUAAAGAAAGAGGCAAUUGUGAUGGCAGAGCUUCAACAAAUCUACGCAAGAAAGAAUGAAGUGGACAGAAAGGUGGAAACUAAUCUGAAGGCCAUUGAGGAAACAAAGGCUGCUACAGAGACGGCUUUGUGGAGUGCAGAGAUGGCAGAUUCAUCAAAAGUAGCAAUUGAAACUGAACUGAAGAGGUGGCGUCAACAACAUCAAAAAGUGGUACCCGAUGUUGCUUCUUAG